AUGAAUUCAAAGCUACCUCUUGAUAUCCUAGGAAGGGUCUGGGAUCUCAGUGAUAUUGAUAAAGAUGGUCACCUGGACAAGGAUGAAUUUGCUGUGGCAAUGCAUUUGGUUUAUAGAGCUCUUGAGAAAGAGCCAGUUCCUUCACUAUUACCCCCUUCUCUCAUACCACCUUCUAAAAGAAAGAAGACUCCUGUCUUUCCUGGUGCAGUCCCUGUCCUCCCUGCAAGUCCUCCACCAAAAGACAGCCUCCGUUCUACCCCAUCUCAUGGUAGUGUCAACAGUCUCAACAGCACAGGGAGUCUGUCUCCCAAGCACAGCAUCAAACAAGCACAGCCAUCUGUGAACUGGGUCGUGCCCAUGUCUGAGAAGGUCCGAUACGAUGAAAUUUUCUUAAAAACAGACACAGACAUGGAUGGGUUUGUGAGUGGCCAAGAAGUAAAGGACAUUUUUAUGCACUCAGGUCUGUCUCAGAAUCUCCUAGCACAUAUAUGGGCUCUAGCAGACACGAGGCAGAUGGGAAAGCUGAGCAAAGAUCAGUUUGCACUAGCAAUGUAUCUCAUUCAGCAGAAGGUCAGUAAAGGGAUUGAUCCUCCACAAGUGUUGUCCCCAGAUAUGAUCCCUCCCUCAGAGAGGAACACUCCCAUACAGACUCUGUCAGGUUACUUGACCCCUGUAGGAACUGAGAUCUCAGCACUAACAGAAAUGCGUCGCGAUAGUUCAAGUUCCGUUGGAUCAGGAGAAUUUACAGGGGUGAAGGAACUGGAUGAUAUUAGUCAAGAAAUUGCACAGCUGCAGAGAGAAAAGUAUUCACUAGAACAGGACAUUAGGGAAAAGGAAGAAUCAAUCAGACAGAAAACCAAUGAAGUUCAGGAACUACAAAAUGAUUUAGAUAGGGAGGCAAGUAGCCUGCAAGAGCUAGAGGCUCAGAAGCAAGACGCCCAAGACCGCCUGGAUGAGAUGGACCAGCAGAAAGCCAAGCUGAAAGACAUGCUGAAUGAUGUGAGGCAGAAAUGCCAGGAAGAAACACAGGUGAUUUCAUCACUAAAAAUGCAGAUUCAAUCUCAGGAAUCAGAUUUAAAAUUGCAGGAAGAUGACCUUAAUAGAGCAAAAACAGAACUGAAUCGCCUCCAGCAAGAAGAGACUCAGCUGGAGCAGAGUAUCCAGGCUGGAAAAGUGCAGCUUGAAACAAUAAUCAAAUCUUUAAAAUCAACACAGGAAGAAAUAAACCAGGCAAGAAGUAAACUUUCUCAACUUCAAGAGAGCCAUCAAGAAGUCAAUAAAAGUAUAGAAGAAUAUAACGAAGCUCUCAAUGGGAUUCAUGGUGGCAGCCUGACAAAUCUGGCAGACAUCAGUGAAGGCCUCGGGCAGACGGAAAGAAACAAUUAUGGAGCUAUGGAUGAUCCCUUUAAGAAUAAAGCCUUGAUGUUUACCAAUAAUACACAAGAGUUGCAUACAGACCCAUUCCAGUCAGAAGAUCCUUUCAAAUCAGAUCCAUUUAAGGGAGCAGACCCUUUCAAAGGCAGUGACCCAUUCCAGCAUGAUCCUUUUGCAGAACAGCCACCUGCUCCAGCAGAUCCAUUUGGAGGGGAUCCAUUUAAGGAAAGUGACCCAUUUCGUAGCUCUGCCCCUGAAGAUUUCUUCAAGAAACAGGUGAAGAGUGACCCAUUUACCUCAGAUCCAUUCACAAAACCCCCAGCUUUACCCUCAAAGCCUGACCCUUUUGAAAGCAGUGAUCCUUUUACGUCUUCCAGCAUCUCUUCAAAAGGUCCAGAUCCAUUUGGAACACUGGAUCCCUUUGGAAGUGGUGCUUUCAGUAGUGGGGAGGGAUUUGCAGACUUCAGUCAGAUGUCAAAGCCAGUAGCUCCAGACCCCUUUGCCUCCUCUUUUGGAGGGGUGGGAUUCUCAGAUGACCCUUUCAAAAGCAAAUCAGACACACCAGCGUUACCACCGAAGAAAAAUGUCCCUCCACGCCCCAAGCCACCCAGUGGUAAAAGUACUCCUGUAAGCCACCUUGGGUCUUCAGAUUUUCCCAAGCCCCAUGAUCCAUUCCAGCCAUUUGGGGCUGACAGCAGUGACCCGUUUCAAAGUAAAAAGGGGUUUGGGGACCCAUUUAGUGGAAAAGAUCCAUUUGCUCCUUCCUCUUCAAGUAAAACUUCUAAAGACUCUUCCUUGGGGUUUGCAGACUUCAGCUCUUUUGGAAAUGAAGAACAGCAGCUGGCAUGGGCAAAACGUGAGAGUGAAAAGGCAGAGCAAGAAAGACUAGCUCGGUUGCGGAGACAAGAACAAGAAGACCUUGAGUUGGCUAUUGCACUCAGUAAGGCUGAUAUGCCCAACUCUUAA
Merops nubicus (carmine bee-eater) is the source of this 2340-nucleotide messenger RNA. It is a transcript of the gene EPS15L1, whose product is annotated as epidermal growth factor receptor pathway substrate 15-like 1. The coding region runs from base 1 to 2340 and encodes 779 amino acids. Gene Ontology annotation, molecular function: cadherin binding; calcium ion binding. The transcript is spliced from 19 exons. The record is from RefSeq and is a predicted model, not a curated record. NCBI's taxonomy places the organism in Eukaryota, Metazoa, Chordata, Aves, Coraciiformes, Meropidae. Gene Ontology annotation, cellular component: plasma membrane; clathrin coat of coated pit; cytoplasm. Gene Ontology annotation, biological process: endocytosis; endosomal transport.